Eremomyces bilateralis CBS 781.70 is the source of this 1551-nucleotide messenger RNA. RefSeq names its product alpha/beta hydrolase. Lineage: Eukaryota; Fungi; Ascomycota; Dothideomycetes; Eremomycetales; Eremomycetaceae. Gene Ontology annotation, biological process: cardiolipin acyl-chain remodeling. Gene Ontology annotation, cellular component: mitochondrial inner membrane. The record is from RefSeq and is a predicted model, not a curated record. The transcript is spliced from 2 exons. Gene Ontology annotation, molecular function: A2-type glycerophospholipase activity. Bases 1 to 1551 code for a protein of 516 amino acids.
AUGACCACAGCAGAGGCAGAAGGGUCGGGAAGGGGGCGAUCACAGCAGAGCCCGUUGGCGUCUCAAAGAGUAAAUGAGGUAACUUCGGCUCCGACGGGAAGACCAGCCAGUCGGUUCGACCAAUACUUUCCCCUCGGUUACAAAGAGGGCUUCAAUCAAUGGUGGACAGGCUUGGCUCCCGCGCGCACCGAACAUCGAGUCCUUUCCUAUAUCCCGCAUCUGCAGAAACCUCCGACGCAUACCCACACCGGCACCGAGCCGCUCUCGGACGAAUCAGCCGCAUCGUCGAUAUCCGAGGACGCAUCCGACCGAGCGACGCCGGUGGUGUCAGCCGAUGAUCCCUUUGGGCCCCGGCGAUGGCAGUCCACGCUGGUCAAGCUCAGCGGAAAGCAACGCGCAUUGAACGAGUUCUCCGUGGAGCGCAUCGGGGAGGAAGUGGAGAACAACGUGGUCAUCCUCCAUGGCUACGGCGCGGGUCUCGGGUUCUUCUACAAGAACUUCGAGGCGCUGAGUCGCGCGCCCGGAUGGCGGCUGUACGCGUUGGACAUGCUCGGCAUGGGCCGGAGUAGUCGACCGCCCUUCCGCAUCCACGCCAAAGACAAAGAAGACAAGAUCCGCGAGGCGGAGAGCUGGUUCAUCGACGCGCUGGAGGAGUGGCGGAUCCAGAAGAAGAUCGACAAGUUCACGCUCCUGGGCCACAGUCUCGGCGGCUAUAUGGCGGUGGCCUACGCGAUCAAAUACCCUGGCCGCCUCAACAAGCUCAUCCUCGCCUCCCCCGUCGGCAUCCCCGAGGACCCCUACGCCGUCGCCGCCGACCUCCCGGAACCCGGCGAUUCUGCCCUCGCCAGCGAGUUCACCCAAGACCAAGAAGAGGUCGUCAACCCCCCCAGCCGCGCCCGUACCCCCGCCCGGAAAGCCACCUCCCCUCCCACCCAACCCCCCCGCCGCCCCAUCCCCAAAUGGCUCACCUACCUCUGGGACGCCAACAUCUCUCCCUUCAGCGUCGUCCGCUGGGCCGGUCCCCUCGGCCCGCGCCUCGUCUCCGGCUGGACCUCCCGCCGCUUCUCCCACCUCCCUGAGGACGAGGCCCUAGCCCUCCACGACUACUCCUACAGCCUGUUCCGCCAGCGCGGCAGCGGCGAGUAUGCCCUGGCCUACGUGCUCGCACCCGGCGCGUUCGCGCGCAGCCCGCUGAUUCGCCGGAUCGACCAGGUCGGGCGGAUGCCGCUGGCGGGCGACGCGGAGGAGGGGGGGUCGCGGGAGCAGGGCGUCCCGGUGGUGUUGAUGUACGGGGAUAACGACUGGAUGGACGUGCGUGGCGGGUUUGCGGCGCAGGACAAGCUGCAGGCGGCACGAGAGCGGGCGCUGCAGGGGAAGAGCUCGGAGGAGAGGAAGCGCGAUCAGGGGGAUGCGAAGGUGAUGAUUGUAAAGAAUGCGGGGCAUCAUUUGUAUUUGGACGGGGCGGAGGAGUUUAAUGAUAUGGUCACCAAGGAGAUGCGGGACGUGGAACGGCGACAGCGGCUGCUGAACGAGGGGGGGUCGAGGAUGUGA